AUGACUUCCAGCAAGAUCGAGAUGCCCGGCGAGGUGAAGGCCGACCCCGCCGCCCUCAUGGCCUCCCUGCACCUCUUGCCGUCCCCCACGCCCAACCUCGAAAUCAAGUACACCAAGAUUUUUAUUAACAACGAGUGGCAGAAUUCAGAGAGUGGGAGAGUGUUCCCUGUCUAUAAUCCAGCCACAGGAGAGCAGGUGUGUGAAGUUCAAGAAGCAGACAAGGCAGACAUAGACAAAGCGGUGCAGGCAGCCCGCCUGGCUUUCUCUCUUGGUUCCGUGUGGAGAAGGAUGGAUGCUUCAGAAAGAGGCCGCCUGUUGGAUAAACUUGCAGACUUGGUGGAACGAGACAGGGCAGUUCUUGCAACCAUGGAAUCCCUAAAUGGCGGCAAACCGUUCCUGCAAGCUUUUUACGUGGAUUUGCAGGGGGUCAUCAAAACCCUUCGAUAUUAUGCUGGCUGGGCUGAUAAAAUUCAUGGGAUGACCAUUCCUGUAGAUGGAGAUUAUUUUACCUUUACCAGACAUGAACCCAUUGGAGUGUGUGGACAGAUCAUUCCGUGGAACUUCCCCCUGCUGAUGUUUGCUUGGAAAAUUGCUCCCGCUCUUUGCUGUGGCAAUACAGUAGUUAUUAAACCAGCAGAACAAACACCACUCAGCGCGCUCUACAUGGGAGCCCUCAUCAAAGAGGCUGGCUUUCCGCCGGGAGUCAUCAAUAUUUUGCCAGGAUACGGGCCAACGGCUGGGGCAGCCAUAGCCUCUCACAUUGGCAUCGACAAGAUUGCGUUCACAGGGUCAACUGAGGUUGGAAAGCUUAUCCAAGAAGCAGCUGGAAGAAGUAACUUGAAGCGAGUAACUCUGGAACUUGGAGGGAAAAGUCCCAAUAUUAUUUUUGCUGAUGCUGAUUUGGACUACGCUGUGGAGCAGGCUCACCAGGGGGUGUUCUUCAACCAAGGCCAGUGCUGCACUGCGGGGUCUCGCAUCUUUGUGGAGGAGUCCAUCUAUGAGGAGUUUGUCAGAAGAAGUGUGGAGCGGGCCAAGAGGCGCAUAGUGGGGAGUCCCUUUGAUCCCACCACUGAGCAGGGACCCCAGAUUGAUAAGAAACAGUACAACAAGAUCCUGGAACUCAUCCAGAGUGGUGUGGCUGAGGGUGCCAAGCUGGAAUGUGGCGGCAAAGGCCUGGGCCGAAAGGGGUUUUUCAUCGAGCCCACAGUGUUUUCCAACGUCACCGAUGAUAUGCGCAUUGCCAAGGAGGAGAUCUUUGGCCCUGUUCAGGAAAUUCUGAGGUUUAAGACUAUGGAUGAAGUUAUCGAAAGAGCCAAUAACUCAGACUUUGGACUUGUAGCAGCCGUCUUCACUAACGACAUCAACAAGGCCCUCACAGUGUCUUCUGCAAUGCAAGCUGGGACUGUUUGGAUCAAUUGUUACAAUGCCUUAAAUGCCCAGAGCCCCUUUGGGGGAUUCAAGAUGUCUGGAAAUGGGAGAGAAAUGGGGGAGUUCGGCUUGCGAGAGUACUCCGAGGUGAAGACGGUGACAGUAAAGAUCCCCCAGAAGAACUCCUAAGAAGGCCAAGGAGGACGGUGGAGGCCAGCCCGCAGGACUCUCCCUCUCUGCUCUCCCUGGGGGGCCCGGCUCUCAGGAAUCCAAAGUCCAUACUCGGUCCUUAUUUAAAGAUUUAAAUAACGACACGUAGGCCAGGCCGUCAUCGCAUAACAAAAGCCGACCGUGUGGGCACGGUUUCCUGGCACUCUGUAAGGGAUCACUUUCAUGAUACCAAAUAUUGGGGAGAGUGGGACGGAGGCAGGAGGCGUCACUGUCGGGUACCUCCAGUCCCCCUUUCCGUCGUGAUGGGCAGUUCCUUUUAUCCCAAGGAACUUUCCUCCUGAGGAGAGGUCGUCUUUCCAUUGUCUCCCUUUAUCCCCUUCCAGCCUCUCCCCACUCACCCACUCCUCCCACCCGUCCAAGGAGAUCUCUCAACUGAGCUCAUUUGGGGCAGAUGUUUGGGCCGGGAACAAUUUUCCAAGGUUUUGCAGCCAAAUUACCAUUUCAUGUUAUCCACUUCUUCAAAGCAAAACAUGAAAUGGUUUUAGUUAGAGCCAGACCAGACUGAGACUGCCAGGAGCUGGUACGCUACAGAUGUACCAAGAACUGAGACCUUGGGGUGCCUCUUGACCCAGUCUGGCUUUCUCACAUCCGUACAAGACAGGAGUGAAAGAUCAGGGAGAUGGAGAUCCAGAGAUCGUCACGUGCAGCUCACGGCUUCUGAGCUUGCUUCUUGGGUUUUAGGGUGUGUGUGUGUGUGUGUGUGUUUACUUCCUUCUGGGUGAUUCUGGAAUAAGGCAGGGGGGCGGGUUGUUUUUCAUAAAUUGAUAAGAUCUUUUUCCAAAGCCUCUCUUACCAAUCAACCCCAAAACGAAUCGGGGAGGCUCAAGAAUUUGGUAAAAGGUAAUGCUGGGGGCCUUGCAAAAAUAAGUUCUUUUUCAAUACUAGCUGACAGUUCUCAUGAAGUGAAUUGUCUCUGCGGAGGGACUCCACUGGCUGCUUCUGCCCCCUGCUCUCCCUCCCGCCCCCCUGCACCUACACCGCUACUCCCAGUGCUCUGGGUGUCACUCCGGCCUAUGGUGCCCUAAAUCCACUGGCAGUAACCUUGGAAAAUCCGGCCAAGCCCGGAGGUUCCCGUUUCCAUUUGCAGAGCUGCAGCGUGCCACGAUGACCACGCUCCACCAGAGCUCAGCCGUCACGCCCUGUGCCUCGUCCACGCGUGCUUUUCCCUCCUGGCAAAGCAGUCCCUCUCCCCCUCCCCCAGCUACGCACUUCCUCUUCCACUCUCCAGCUCAUCCACCUGUUGACAGUGUCGCCUUCCUCUCCUUCCCUUUUCCCGGUUGCUGAACCCAAUCCAGUCUGUAACCUAGAUGAAGAUCAUUUAUUUAAAAGUACCAAACAUAACCUAGAGUACACGGAAUAUGGACCGCACGUAGGUAGCCUUCUGUAUGUAAUGGGUUUCUGCUUUCUCACCAGACCAGUUUUCUAUUUAUAAGUCUCGUCUAUUCAUGAUGUUUAAAAGGAAGCUCCAUUUGCUGUUCUCUACAAACGACAGUGCAUUCAGUGGCCCGAUGCCUCGAGAGAUGCCAUGCUUCUGAAUCCUUCCAUGUGAAUGUCAUGCUCUCCUCCUAUAGCCUGUGUCCAAGUGAACAUACCCAUUAACCAGCUAGUUACCUUUUCGACUGCAAUAUAGAAUGUGAAAAUGAAGAUUUAUUUCUUUUAAUUUACUUAAAAAGAAACCUCU
Molecule: messenger RNA, 3280 nt
Organism: Nyctereutes procyonoides (raccoon dog)
Lineage: Eukaryota; Metazoa; Chordata; Mammalia; Carnivora; Canidae
Gene: ALDH1A2
Product: aldehyde dehydrogenase 1 family member A2
Exons: 13
Coding region: 1-1557 (518 amino acids)
Molecular function (GO): aldehyde dehydrogenase (NAD+) activity
Source: RefSeq, a predicted model, not a curated record